Molecule: messenger RNA, 3795 nt
Organism: Psammomys obesus (fat sand rat)
Lineage: Eukaryota; Metazoa; Chordata; Mammalia; Rodentia; Muridae
Gene: Vps33a
Product: VPS33A core subunit of CORVET and HOPS complexes
Exons: 13
Coding region: 11-1801 (596 amino acids)
Biological process (GO): vesicle-mediated transport; intracellular protein transport
Cellular component (GO): CORVET complex; lysosome
Source: RefSeq, a predicted model, not a curated record
GUCAGGCAAGAUGGCCGCGCACCUGUCGUACGGGCGAGUAAACCUGAACGUGCUGCGCGAGGCGGUGCGCCGCGAGCUGCGCGAGUUUCUGGACAAGUGCGCGGGGAGCAAGGCAAUAGUGUGGGAUGAAUACCUAACAGGACCAUUUGGACUGAUUGCACAGUAUUCACUGCUAAAGGAACAUGAAGUGGAAAAGAUGUUCACACUUAAAGAAGGCCGUUUGCCAGCAGCUGAUGUCAAGAAUAUAAUUUUUUUGGUCAGACCCAGGCUAGAAUUGAUGGAUAUAAUUGCUGAUAAUGUACUCAGUGAAGACAGACGUGGCCCCACCAGGGAUUUCCAUAUUUUGUUUGUGCCACGCCGGAGUUUGCUGUGUGAGCAGCGGUUGAAGGACCUGGGUGUUUUGGGAUCUUUUAUUUAUCAAGAGGAAUACAGUUUAGAUCUCAUUCCAUUUGAUGGAGACCUCUUAUCCAUGGAAUCAGAGGGUGCGUUCAAAGAGUGCUACCUAGAAGGCGACCAGACAAGCCUGUUCCAUGCAGCCAAGGGGCUGAUGACCCUGCAGGCACUGUACGGUACCAUCCCCCAGAUCUUUGGGAAAGGAGAGUGUGCACGGCAAGUGGCCAAUAUGAUGGUCAGGAUGAAGAGGGAGUUUACAGGAAGCCAAAACUCAGUGUUCCCUGUGUUUGAUAACCUGCUGCUUCUUGACCGCAACGUGGAUCUGCUAACGCCGCUUGCCACCCAACUCACAUAUGAGGGGCUCAUCGACGAGAUUUACGGCAUUCAGAACAGUUAUGUCAAGUUACCUCCAGAGAAAUUUGCACCCAAGAAGCAGGGCGGUGGCGGGAAGGAACUUCCCACAGAGGCGAAGAAGCUUCAGCUGAACUCCGCAGAGGAGCUCUAUGCCGAGAUCCGAGACAAGAACUUCAAUGCUGUGGGCUCAGUGCUCAGCAAGAAGGCGAAGAUCAUCUCUGCGGCCUUUGAGGAACGCCACAAUGCCAAGACAGUUGGGGAGAUUAAGCAGUUCGUGGCCCAGCUGCCGCACAUGCAGGCAGCCAGGGGAUCUCUCGCCAACCACACCUCAAUUGCAGAGUUAAUCAAAGAUGUCACCACGUCUGAAGACUUCUUUGAUAAGCUAACAGUGGAGCAGGAGUUCAUGUCUGGGAUAGACACUGAUAAGGUCAACAAUUACAUCGAGGACUGUAUCGCCCAGAAGCAUCCUCUCAUCAAGGUGCUGAGACUGGUUUGCCUGCAGUCUGUGUGCAACAGUGGGCUCAAGCAGAAGGUUCUGGACCACUACAAACGGGAGAUUCUCCAGACCUACGGCUAUCAGCACAUACUGACUUUGAACAACCUGGAGAAGGCUGGUCUGCUGAAGGCCCAGACUGGGGGCAGAAAUAAUUACCCAACAAUCCGGAAGACGCUACGCCUCUGGAUGGAUGAUGUCAAUGAACAAAGCCCCACAGACAUAUCCUACGUGUACAGCGGCUAUGCACCUCUCAGUGUGCGGCUAGCUCAGCUCCUGGCCCGGCCCGGUUGGCGGAGCAUCGAGGAGGUUCUCCGCAUUCUCCCGGGGCCUCACUUUGAAGAACGGCAGCUGCUGCCCACUGGGCUGCAGAAGAAACGCCAGCCAGGAGAAAACAGAGUCACGCUGAUAUUCUUCCUCGGAGGUGUCACCUUUGCUGAAAUAGCCGCCCUGCGUUUCCUCUCUCAGCUGGAAGAUGGCGGCACUGAGUAUGUCAUUGCAACCACUAAGCUAAUGAACGGGAGCAGCUGGAUAGAGGCCCUCAUGGAAAAGCUUCCGUGAAGUGUCCACAGACGGGACAGGUUACCACAGAACGAGCUGCUUCUGGGAGCAAAAGGACAUAAAGCCAAGACGCAGGAGGACAACAGCUACAGGCUGGUGUCUGCUGCUGCUUCCUCCUUCCUCCUGCUCCCUGUGCUCUUCAUCUCAAAGAAAGGAGAGUUAGCUUGGGUAAAGAGACACUGAGCUGGCCAUGGUGGCUCAUGCCUAUGCUCGCCACAUUUAAGAGACAGAAGCAGAAGACUGCUGCAAGCUUGAGGACAGCCUGGGCUACACAGUGAGUCCUAAGCAAAAGCCCUUUCUUCCCAUAAUAAAGGAAAUCCUGUUUUGGAUUUUUAAGCUUAAAGUCUUCAUUAGCAGCUUCUAGAAAUAGUUAAGAAUGUUGCAACGAUAGCCCCAACAGCCACAUGAAUGUGCAGCCUUUAAAAAGCAGAGGCUGAGGGGCUAGAUAGGAAAACAAGUGGGAAGUCUGACUUCUGACCCACAGUAUUUUGUUCUGGAAGAUGAGCUGUGCCCAAAAUAGUGGUUUUGUGUUGAGGAUAAGCCAGUGCUGUCGAGUGUUUGCCCUUUGCUGCAGAUAAGAGCACAUUCAUGUCUCUACCGACGGGAUCCCAAGGCAAGCUUUGUUUCCUUCUGAAAAACAGACGCUUGAAGGAGCAUCUUGGCGUAACAGAGUCUCUGCUGUCUGACUCAGCUGGUAGGUUCUCUGCCCACAAUGGACUCUGAUGAAGAGUGAGCUGACCCCCAGGCAGCUUCUGCAGACUGACCGUUCGAAGGCAGGGCUGAGCGUGUUCACAUUGUUAACGCCGAGACUUGCAGUGGAGAUGCCGCUGUUGGGGCUGUUUCCUUUCAUGUCCAUGUGGGCCCAGCAUCCAGCUGGUCCUAUCGUGAGCAGACAGCUCUUCCCUUUCUUCAGUAUCGGGCAGCUCUGCAUGGUAGCUGCCUCAUGCAGCUUCUAGCCCUGUAGCUGUAUUCAGCUUCACACAUGCCUCUUGCUUGAGGAUAGUCAACUGAUCAGCCCCUGGUCUGGUGACAGAAGCCGCUACAGUCAGUCUCGGUCCGCACGAACAGGUGCCCCAGCUGCAGGGACUGAGCCCCAGCCCAGAGCAGGCCUGUGGGUGUAGCCAGCAGCUUGUGUGUGUGUGUGCCUGCCUGCCGAUCGCCUCAGCAUUUGGAGGAUUUACGAGCGCCAAGCAGGGACCAAGUUGAUGGCUUUUCUGUCACAAUCCAAGUCUCCAAAAAAGGUAGCCUGUCUCAGCAUUGCCCGGGUCCCAUCCUAGGUGUGGUUUCUGUGGUUAAUAAUUUUCCUUUCACUUUUUUCAUGUAGAAUUGGGAACAAUCUACUUCAUGUUGUAAGUGAAAGGCAUUGUGUAUUUAAAAAAUAAAACAACUUAGGAAUGAAGGGCGGCAAAGACAACAUUUGUUUCUCCUGGAGUUAAUUCAGCCUUGCAGGGUGGAGGGACGGGGCACUCCCAAUGGGGACAUCCUUGCAUAGAAAUGUUUUUCUCAUUCUUGUUAUUCCGGGGAGAUUAGUUUUUACCUUUGAGCCCCAGCAGUGGCUCGUCUCAGCUGCCAGAGACAACCUCAUCCGCAGUGCUUUCUACUCCUGGGAUUUGGUGCAGGUCCGCUGAGGUCUCCUUGGCUGGGGUGUUUGUCCAGUGAGCAGAUACUCAGUUGUUGCUGAGUCUAUAUUUGCUUGCUCAGAGCAUAGCAAGGUCAGCGUCUAAAAAUGUACCCAGCAGAAGACCCUUUUAAAAACCACACACCUGCUUCAUUUGUAUACAAAUAGAAAGCAGUGGUAAGCGUUUGAUGUAAGUUCUCUUAGUACAGAGCUGUCUUUGUCUCCUAAGAGUGUACUCUGAGAAAGGGUGUGGGAACGGAACACUUACUCUAAGAGGGGGUGGAUUGCUUACACCUUGUGUGGACUUUGUUGAGUUUGUUUGAUGACCACUUUGCUACACCAGCUGUCCUCAUUAAAAACAUCUACAUAGAUGCUA